Oikopleura dioica is the source of this 1602-nucleotide messenger RNA. NCBI's taxonomy places the organism in Eukaryota, Metazoa, Chordata, Appendicularia, Copelata, Oikopleuridae. The record is from the annotation of a GenBank genome assembly.
AUGAAAAAUAUAUUUUUCGCUUUUGCAGAGAUUUCACUGUCCAACGCAUUAGUGGAGCCAUCAUCAUGGACUCCUCCAGCUCGAUAUGCAUAUUGCGAAGAAUCUUUGAUCGGAGAGACUCCACUUCGUGCUACAGAAGUCGAUGGUGGUAAGCAGCAAUUUGAGACAACCUGUGAAGUCAACGACAACGAAGAAUACGAAGUCAAAGUCAAAGUUGAGUGCAUCGUUGAUACAAGCACCGAAGAAACGACGUGGUUCUGGGGAAAGGACGGCAAUCCAUUAGCACCGACAUUUUAUCAAAUCUUUGUCGACCACUUGGACAAAAAUACCGACACUCUUCAAUUUUUCGGGGAUGAUGUCCGCGAAGCUAUCGUUGAUGACGAGCUUCGGUCAGCUCUCUUUUUUCAUGACUAUGAUUGUACCGAAAGCGGAUAUAUGAACAUUGUGGUCAAACAGUGGUUUGGUGAAGAUGGAAAAACGUACAGAAGGAUGGAAAUCGACGAGAUUUUGAGAGCGAUUCUCAUUUCCGAUGAAUCUCGGAUCUUGGCGUCAAAGACUUCGAAAUUCGUUCAUUCAAGGAGCCUUCUUCAUGGACUCCGAAGGUUCAAGAAGCAACUUGCCAAAAAUUUUGAUCGGGGAUUCCCACUCCGUGCAACAGAGAUCGAUGGAGGCAAGAAAGAAUUUGAAAGCGCCUGUGAUGUCAAGGACAACGAAGAGUACGAAAUCAAAGUCAAAGUCGAGUGUAUUGUUGAUGUAAGCACUGAAGAAACUACAUGGUUCUGGGGAAAGGGGAAUGGAAAAUGGUCUCACAUCGUCAAGAGCUUUGCUGGUUUCGAAAUCAGAACCGUUUCAGACGGGAAUCCAUCAACACCUACAUUCUAUCAAAUCUUUGUCGAUCAUUUGAACAAAAGCACGGACACACUUCAAUUUUUCGGGGAUGACGUCCGGGAAGCUAUCGUUGAUGACGAGCUUCGGUCAGCUCUCUUUUUUCAUGACUAUGAUUGCUCCGAAGAAGGAUACAUGAGUAUUGUCGUCAAUCAGUGGUUCGGCGAAGACGGCGAGAUCUUCAGAAGAUUGGAAAUCGACGGAGUUUUGAGAGCCAUUCUCAUUUCUGAUAGAACAGAGGGUGGUUCACCGAUUCUCAAUCAAGUUGGCGGAAGUCUUUCAUGGGCUCCGCACGCUUACGUGAUUUCGGAUCUUGGCGUGAAAGAGUUCGAAAUCAGAUCAUUCCGACCCAAGUGCGCAAGAUACGAAGUUCUCCCAAAGAACAUCAAAGUUAAUUGGAAAGUGGGAAAAAGAAUUUGCCGAUUUGUUGGUGGAGAACUAGCACAUUUCGAAACUCAUGAGGAGUUUGAGCUUUUCCAAUCUGCCCGUGAAGGACUUGAGCGAUCAGACUGGAUCGGAGUUAGACGAACAAAACGCGGCAAUAGAUUCAUCGGCCUUGACCGACAAGAGCCCCCAUUUUUCAACUGGGAUGAGAGCCAGCCUGACAACGGAAGCGGUAACGAAAACUGUGUCGAAGCCACUGAAAAUAAUAAGUGGAACGACGUCCCUUGCUCUGAAACUCGUGGAAUAAUCUGCCGAUUCGAAGACGACUGCUAA